Triplophysa rosa is the source of this 7203-nucleotide messenger RNA. RefSeq names its product transmembrane protein 220-like. Bases 304 to 807 code for a protein of 167 amino acids. Lineage: Eukaryota; Metazoa; Chordata; Actinopteri; Cypriniformes; Nemacheilidae. The transcript has 8 exons. The record is from RefSeq and is a predicted model, not a curated record.
GACUGCUUUUAAAGGCCUUGACAAAUGAUAUUUCGUCUCACCUUUUUAAUAUACUUAAUGUACGUUUGAAGACUAAAUAUACUACAACUAUAUACUAAGCAGAUCAUUUUAUACGCAGAGUCAUUAAAAAAUGACGAAUUCCCUUUAGUGUAUGACACACGUCGUUUAAACUACAUUUCCCACAAUGCAUCAGUCCCGCUGCGGCUACGCGUCAUACACGGAACAUGCACAGUUAUAAAGUUCAGUGGGUUUUAGACUGUCAAGUUUUACUGACAUUAUUAGCGUAAAUAUAAAAAAGUCGAAAUGACGAACAAGAGCAUCGUCCCCUCUCAGAUCGUCUGGAGAGUUUGUAAUUUAUUCAUGUCUCUGUUUUUCGCUUUGGCAUCUUACAUGCAGAUAAAUGAUCCAGACGCUGUUUUGUGGUGGAUGAUUGCAUAUGCUAUUCCAGCUGGAUUAUGUUUUUUGAUUUGCUGUCAACAAGAAAUAACAGAGACAUUAUUGUGGAGGAGAAUUGCUGAUCUUCAUGUGCUCGUAGCCUCAACAUUUGUGUUCUUACUGGGCUGGAAUCUUUAUAAAGAGAAUAUUAUAAACAUCUUCCAGCAAGAGGAAGGAAGAGAAUUUUCUGGGCUUCUGCUAACAGUUUUCUGGUUGCUGAUGUGUAGACACUCAGGAAGGGGCGCUGUUGGCUCUUUCAGGCUGUUCACUGCUGUGGGAAUCACUGUAUUUCCAUUCAUCGCAUGGAUUUAUUACUACAUCAACACAGAGCUGAGAUCACACUGGCCUGAACACUGUACAACUGCUAUUUAAACCUGAAACCCCGAUAACUGAAAUGGACCAAGAAAAGAAAAAUACCUGAGCACGACUGCUUUAAUGUGUUGUAAAAGACCUUUAUAAAAUUAAAGUCACCUGACAAACUGUGGGUCAGUGAUAGACUUGACACAGAAAUUAAACAUACAACACUCAUACAGUAAAACCACUUUGGUUUGGAAAGGGGGCAGUAUGAGCGCAAAUCGCACUGGAGCACGGAACUGAAAGCAUGACUGUCAAUACCUCCCCGAGAUUCAGCUGUCACCGUAAUUUUCUGAUGCAGAGAUAUACAUAUUGCUAAACGGUUGCUAGGCUAAUAUGUUUGGUUGCUAUGGGCGUGGCUUGGCAUCUGCACUUGAUAAUACUCCAAGCUAUGAGUGAAACGAACCAACCCCCGUGUCUGUAUGUUGUUCUGAUGCAGAGAUAUAGGUGUUGCUAAAUGGUUGCUAGACUCACCUGUUCGGUUGCUAUGGGCAUGGCUUGGCAUCUGCAAUUGAUAAUACUCCAAGCUAUGAGUGAAACGAACCAACCCCCGUGUCUCUACGAUGUUCUGAUACAGAGCUAUAGGUCUUGCUAAAUGGUUGCUAGGCUAACGUGUUUGGUUGCUAUGGGCGUGGCUUAGCAUCUGCCAAUUGAUGAUGCUCUAAGAUAUAAGUAUAACAAACCAAACCCCGUGUCUCUACGAUGUUCCGAUGCAGAGAUAUAGGUAUUGCUAAAUGGUUGCUAUGCUGACAUGUUUUGUUGCUAUGGGCGUGGCUUCGAAGCUUAAUGAAGUUCCUGGGAUACUGAUUAGUUGCCUGAGUAAAAUGAGCCCACCCACAUGUCUCUACGACACUGUGCUGCAAAGAUAUCCAUAUGGACCUUUUAUAAUGGAAGUCUAUGGGAUCGGUUGCUAGGUUGCUGUAAAUGGUUGCUAUGAGCGUGGCUUAAUAUCUUCAUAAUGAUCAUGUGACACUGAUUGGUUGCCUGAGUAAAAUGAGCCCACCCCCUUGUCUCUAAGUGGUUGUAGUGCGAAGAUAUUCAACACAGGACAGUUUUACGCCUUAUAUGGGCAUGUUUCCUGUCAAUGGGGAAUUUUGGGUGGCUCUUACACCCCAGGGGUGCAACUUACACCCCAGUGUGAUGUAUGUUGUUACAGAGCCUGAUAGCCUCUUCAAAUGUGGUAGCCUGCACGUUUCUACGAAAUCCUCGCACGGAGCUACGACCCGUCAAAGUGAGGCCCAAUGUUAAGUCAACAGGAUUUUUCGGGUUUUUAUUCACCCCCCUAUCAAACACCCCCCACCCGAUUGCUUCUAAAAGUCAUCACACACCAUUCCUCAAUGGGCCGCUCGAUCUGAGCCCUCAUUCAUGGGUCUAAUGCGAAAAAAAAAUCUGUUCCAUUUUUUUAAUGGCAGUCUAUGGCCCCAUUAUAAGUAUACGGAAAUUUUGGGAGGCUCUUACACCCCAGGGGUACAACUUACACCCCAUUGUGAAGUAUGUUGUUACAGAGCCUGAUAGCCUCUUCAAAUGUGAUAACCCGCAUGUUUCUACGAGAUGCUUUUUCAAAGCAUCACUAAUAAUAUCCCUGACGAAUAGUAAUAGUGAGCUUUGUCAAAGCGACCAAAAGCUACAUUCUGGCUGAAUCCGAAAUGGCAUACUUCCUUACUAUAUAGUAGGCAAAAAGCAGUAGGCGAACAAAUUGUAUGUCUGAAUCGUCAGUAUUCACAAAAUAGUAGGCAAGAAAUACCCUGGUGGUAGACUAUUUCUCGCGAGAUUUGGAUGUGCGUAUACUAAUGUUGCGUUUGAAUACGCCUACGUACCUACUAUGUGGUAGGAGAAAGCAGUACUUGAACAGAGUAGUAUGUCCGAAUCGUCAGUAUUCAUAAAAGAGUAGGCGAGAAAUUUCCGUAUGGCUUGAUUCUUAAGCACUCAGCGACGGAUACUUGAGAUGCUUCUAUAUCCCAUGAGCCCACGGGACAGAAUACCACGCACGGCCCGCAAAACAGUCACAGCCGACUUUCAUGUACAAUUCAACAUGUUGUUAAUUAUUGUAAAGCUAAUGUAACAUUAACAUUGACCUUGCUUUGUUCUUAAAUUGACCGUGUUUUAUAUUGUGCAUAGUUUUAAUUCAUAGAAUUGAAAUACGAAGCAUUUAUAUUGAGCUUAUUUACAUUUACAUUUAGUCAUUUAGCAGAGGCUUUUAUCCAAAGUGACUUACAAAGAGUUCAGGGAGCAAGGAGCGAUAUGUCAUACAGGAGCAAUAAUACGAUAGGUGCUAAUGCAAAGUUUACUAGUUUCAACAAAAGCCAGAACACUACCUGUUGAGAGAAAGAGAGAGGGUUAGUGCUUUUUUUUCAUUUGUCUGUCAAGUACUCACAGAAGAGAUGGGUUUUGAAUGUUGUGAGAGAUGUGGUUGACCGGACUGAGUUAGGAAGAGUGUUCCACCAGGAAGGAGUUGUGAAGGAGAAUGAGCGGGAGAGCGAUUUACUGCCCUUAUGAGAAGGCAACACAAGACGCCGCUGGUUUGCUGAACGCAGGGAUCUUGAUGGGGUGUAGGAGUGUAGGAGGGUUGUGAAAGUAUGCCGGUGCAGAUCCAGUGAUAGUCCUGUAGGCAAGCAUUAGUGACUUGAUUCUGAUACGGGCUUCGACCGGUAGAGAGAUGAAAAGGGCCGUCACAUUGGAAGACGAGACGUUCUGCUGCGUUCUGAACCAGCUGGAGUGGUUUUAUAUCUCAAUAUUAUAUCUCCUGUAGCUCAGUGGUAAGAGCAUGGCGUUAACAACACCAAGGUUGUGGGUUCGAUCCCAGGGGAUUGCACAUACUUAGAAACAAAUGUUUAGGACAAUGCAAUGUAAGUCGCUUUGGAUAAAAGCGUCUGCCAAAUGCGUAAAUGUAAAUAUUGCUUAAAUGUUUUUUAACUCUCAGAUAUAACAAAAUACAUGAUAAUUAUUCCCAGAUCAAAUAAAAUUCCAUUGGCAUGAUCAUUCUUCACAAUGGGAAGUGUGGAUGGGCCUGUUAUUGCCGAAAUUAAACUGAGAAAACACAUCACAAAUCUGUUGAAAUCACAAAGCUGUUGUAAUGCUUUUAAUGGUUUACUUUUAUCAGGAGCAUAUAGCCCUACAAGGUUAAAAUGAAAAUACAUGAAUAUAAAAAGCUCUGAAUGUGCUUUACUUGAAGAAAAUUGAAAGCGUUGUUUCAUGUGUUGUUUACUUGUACAAAACCCAUGUUAUGGUGUUAAUGCAAAGUCUUUCAUGACUUAAGUUGUUGCACUUGUCAUGACGUCACAUGACUAAUCUCUGGCCCUCACUCCAGUACAGUAGGUGGCGGAUAUGCACCUCUAACGCAAGUUGCCACCUGCCAUUGAAAAGGAACAGAAGAAGAAUCAAUAUCCCAUUCAGGCAUAACAGCACCUGCCAUUUAGCCCUCAUACUUACUGAAAUUGAGUACCUACUCAUUGAGUAUGCCAUUUCUGAUUCAGCCUCCGUACAAAUACUAUACUUCUGUAUUUUUGUGAGAUUGUCAUAAAAAUAUAAGUAGUUUCAAAGUAGCUUUUUUUUAUUGCAGAUGGCAGAACAAAGUCAAACACACUGAGAAAAGAGAGGAGCUGGAUAAGGAAAUUAAGAAAAACGCUUCUGACAAAUAUGAUGGACCUAUUUGAGAUGUAUCUGUUUUGAUUCUUUCAUUCUUCUGAGUAAUAUGUUAAACGUGUGUUAAAGGCUGUUUGUUCUGCUGUAUAAAAAUGGUAUUAUUUUUUCUUUGUUCAGGUCUUAAACAGUACUUUAAAAGUCUUAAAUUUGAUUUCACAAAGUGUGCAGCAACCCUGUCAUAUAUUCAAAUGAAUCAGAUACAGUCAAAGAUCAUUCAAUGUAUAUUUUAUAAUACUCCACUGAUCAUCUAAAGAUACAGUAAGCCUAAAGGCAAAACUAGUUCUUAGCCUCAUGUGUAUUCAGGAAUUGUUUCAGUGUUUCUACACGUCAGUCCUCAGCCCCCUCUAAAAAUGUGUCAGAUGUUUAAAAACAUGUGCGGUGAAACUGAAGGACUGGUAACAAGCAUGCAAAUGAUAAGUGUCAGAUUAAUCCAUAAAUACAUGCCUGCAAACUCGUUGCUUUUUGGCGAAAUUCACUGUUUUGAAUCAAAAUAUGCUGAUCAGAAGAGUUUUUUUUUCAGAGCGUGGGGGGGGUCUUUGUUUAUUUGUAAGAUGUAAGUCCUCAGGUGCCAUAGUUUGAAAAUUCAAAACACAGAUACAGGCAACAUAGCGUCAGGUAAUCAGUCUGCUUCGAACGUCAUUUUUGCGCCCUCGAAAGUCACCUCUGAAGAUGACGCAACACCAGGUGUCAUGUCGGAUAAAGAGGAAUUUGCGUUGUUUUUAUUACUCAGUGUGUUCCAAACAGCUUUAUUAUGAGAUCUUCCUUCAGAAUUCCCACUUCAAAAGCUGUGCCCUUCUAAGUGAGUAGGGCACUUGGGUGCGAUUGAUAUUGGUCGAAGUGUCAGAUGCUGAAGCUGUAGUUUACCACUAAUAAUAAUGUAAUUAUUGCACAGACCUAACGAUCGAUUCGCUUCAUCAGACAUUAAUUUAUCGUCAGGAUAUUGUUUUUAUGUGAACCCGCUCUCUAUGAACACGUUAUGAAACAAUCACCGUAAUGAAUGAUUGUGCUGACCAUGGUUACUGUUGACAUAAUCGUAGUUUAGAUAUAUUACAGUAGAACAGCAUGUUUCUUACGUCGCAAAAUAACAAUUAAGUGUUUAAUAUGCGCGUAGGCUAUAAGCUUCACCUUGGUCAUACGUCAUGUGAUUAGCUUCUGUUACAGAUGUCAUGUGGUGCAAUUGUACAAACUUGUGCUGGCCAAAACAUUUUGAGCAGCAAAUUGUGGCUGGUGUGACAAAAGCUUUUUACUUGACGCAAAUAUUGCAUUUUUUCUUUUCAGAGUGCACCAGAACGCAUAAAUUGAAAGUAAAAAUCACAAAAAUGUUCUUAGGGGGAAGGACUCCCCAGACACCCCAACAGAAAUUCUAAUUGUACGUGUGUCCCCUUUUUCACCUCUUCCGAGUCUGCAGGUCUGUAAAUAACAAUGCAGACUUUACAGCUUGUGAUCUUAAAGCAACAGAUGUAUUCAUUCUUCAGGAACAGUGCAACUGAGCUUGGAAUUCUGUAUGAUUCAGGAAGCAAAAAUGCAGAAAACUAAAGUGGAGAUUCUGGCUGCAGUGCUUUGGAAUCAUGUUAAAUAUAAAUUGCAACCAGUUUUUUCUAUUUCCUUUUGGAAGGUCAAACAAUGUGCUUUUCCCCUGACAUCUGAAAACAGUGUCUCCUUAACAAAAAAAUUGGUUUGGUCUGUUAGGUAGUAAAUGUAUGAUAACAGCAUCUCCACGAAUAAACAAAUUAUAAACAAUAAAACAUCAAACUCUCGGCCUACACAAAAGCAGUCAGCGGACAGCAUUAUGUUUUAAUGUGGCCAAGCAGACUCAUCACGGAAGUGACUGCAGGACUAUAGUUUCACUGUAGUACAAACAAAGCAAUUUCUGACUCACUUUAAUGUGCCGUUUGAGAUUUGUAACUUUGCACACCAAUUACACGUACAGUUUUUAUUACAAGCUAAAGAACUGGUAAAAAAAAGAAGCGUAAUAAAAGUGAAAGUAUUUAGUCAACGUCUUAGAAUUCUUAACAUAUUUUAUAGUAAGCCAAGUCUGAAAAACAGACCUGGUUUCGGCUGCUUGUUUUUGCUGGUCUGAAAAGAGUGAAGAGUGGGAAAUUCCUAAAGAAUGCAGUCAAGCAGGAUCUUUCUGAUGAAGCAGGUUUGUAUUCCAGGAAACAGAUUUAGUACACUGGGUAAGACAUGCAUGAUUUUCUGUAAAGCUGUUUGGAAUCAUCAAGAAUUUUUUAAAAUUACAAUUAAACGACCAAAAAAAUUACUUUUGAAGUGGAGUUGGCUUUGGUGAAAAUAAUUUUUUGUGUUCAAUGUAAAGGCAUUAGAAGACACAUGUGGUCAUAAAGGCAUGGACAUAGUGAACAAUACUUAGUGCCGAUGAGCUGCAAACCUCCACCGGUCAAGCUGAGACCAACCUUCAACUGAAACUCACUUGACUUAACCUAACUGCACACUGAGUAGCCUAAUUUAUAAUGAAUCUGUUCAAUGUUGUUGUUCUACAUCUUUCCGACAAAAUUCCCAUAACUUUCCUGAUAUAUUUAAAGAAAAGAUAAUAGGACAUGUCAGCUGACUAAAGGAAUGCAGAAUGUACACAUUUUACCCUUUAAAUAGACACAACUGGCACAUGAAGUUUCAUUUUAAAAGAUGUGGGACGACAUCCAGCCAUGUUAUGUUCAUAAUACCUUCAUAAUUCUUAGAAGGCAGUGGAUGAAAGUACUGUGAAUAUAGAAUCUCUUCCAGCUGCACUCUGCAUACAGAAAUUUGUACAUAAUGGAA